UGGGCCGGAUGAGAGCGUCUCGUAUCCCUCUUUGUCCGACUUCCUCUCUUUCUUUGAAGAAGGAAAAAGGCACUCCUGAGGCAGCGUUGAAGCGAGGGAUCAAGAUCUGGUCAACUACAUCCACGGUGUGGGGAAAACGAAGUUAUGCAAAGUGCCUCAGGAGAGGGAGUCACGUUACCUAGCAUCUAGGGUGGACAACUAUCUAUACAGUGUGGCUCAGAGUGAAAAAUACCACAUCAUAAGGGAGUGAGUGGUCAGUUGAGAAAGGACCACAAGCCACUAUUCUACCAUAACAAGGUCGAAAGUGGAUAAUUGGGUUCUUCGUGAUCUUCAGAACUUCUUUCUUCUCCCUUAACUUUGUCAUUUUAGUAUUCCACCAUUCCGUGAGAGGAUUAUCAACUAAGCCCCACUAGUAAGCCUCCUAAGUGCAUUUCUUUCACAAGUUAUUGCAGUGCCCUCCUUGCCCAAUCCAGAGCUGUGGCAUGGCAGAGGCUGGGGAAGAGGAGAUAGUGUCAGCAGAAGUCUCAGGCUUCUCAGACAUGAGUGACUCAGAGUUACUAGAGUUUUUGGACCUGAAAGAUUCCAAAGAGUCAAGUGCUUCACUUAGCAAUCCUGACCCUUCUUCUGAAGUCUCUGAGAAGGAUGAUAAGCCUAUAAGCUUGCAAAACUGUAAAAGAGGAUUGGAUGCCUUGUCACCUAUGGAAAGACUUAACCUAAAAUAUUUAUAUGUCACUGACCUGUCUACUCAGAACUGGUGUGAAUUGCAAAUGGCAUAUGGGAAGGAACUUCCUGGGUUUUUGACCCCUGAGAAGGCAGAUAUUUUGGACACUGGUGCCAGCAUCCAUUUAGCCAAAGAACUAGAACUUCAUGAUCUUGUGACUAUCCCCAUCACCACGAAAGAAGAUGCUUGGGCAAUUAAAUUUCUGAAUAUACUGACAAUGAUUCCCACCUUGCAGUCAGAAGGGUGCAUCAGAGAAUUUCCAGUGUUUGGGGAAGUGGAAGGUAUGUUUCUUGUUGGCGUGAUUGAUGAGUUGCAUUAUACAGCCAAGGGAGAACUGGAACUGGCUGAACUCAAGACACGUAAGCGCCCUUUGCCCCCUCUGGAUGCUCAGAAGAAGAAAGACUGUUUUCAAGUAAGCCUGUACAAAUAUAUCUUUGAUGCCAUGGUGCAAGGGAAAGUGACCCCUGCUAUCCUAAUCCAUCACACAAAGUUGUGUCCAGACAAGCUACUGGGGCCUUCUGUGCUGAGGCAUGCCCAACUGGGAGGCUUCUCUGUGAAGUCCUUGGGUGACCUCAUGGAACUGGUCUUCUUGUCUUUCACACUGUCUGACCUCCCAGUUAUUGAUAUCUUAAAGAUUGAAUAUAUCCAUCAAGAGACUGCCACUUUGCUGAGUACGGAGAUUGUAGCCUUUGAAGAGAAGGAGAUGAAAGGCAAAGUACAGCAUUAUAUAGCCUAUUGGAUGGGCCACCGAGAGCCUCAAGGUGUGGAUGUGGAAGAGGCUUGGAAGUGUCAGACAUGCACCUAUACAGACAUCUGUGAAUGGAAGAAGGGUGGUGGAGUGCUCAGCUGUACACUGAAGCCUCAAGCCAAAAAAGCCAAAUGAAUAGAAGUUACGUUUUCAGGAAUUUAUCUUUCAUGCUCCUACUGUACCUGACUAAAAGAGGACCAGUCUCUGAGGUUUUCAUGGAUGUUGUUCUUGGUUUUUGUAUUCUACAUUGUCUAAUCCAUUCAAAUAUAGGAUUCAAAGUUCAGGAACAAAUGGGAAAGAUCUAGAGGUUGUAAUGUCCCUAGAGCUUUGACAUUGGUCGUCAGGAAGAUGAAUGCCCAUCAUGGCUGGAGCAGAGGUAUUCUAUAGCAAAUGUUUUCCUAAGAAAAUUCUUGUGAUUUUCACAAAUCUUAAUUUUUUUCAUAAUCAAGACUUUCUACAUUUUAUGUAAUAAAAUGAAAUGCUGUC
Fukomys damarensis (Damara mole-rat) is the source of this 1955-nucleotide messenger RNA. It is a transcript of the gene Exo5, whose product is annotated as exonuclease 5. Lineage: Eukaryota; Metazoa; Chordata; Mammalia; Rodentia; Bathyergidae. Gene Ontology annotation, molecular function: single-stranded DNA 5'-3' DNA exonuclease activity. Gene Ontology annotation, cellular component: nucleus. The record is from RefSeq and is a predicted model, not a curated record. Bases 483 to 1604 code for a protein of 373 amino acids. The transcript is spliced from 3 exons. Gene Ontology annotation, biological process: interstrand cross-link repair.